Cyclopterus lumpus (lumpfish) is the source of this 2557-nucleotide messenger RNA. RefSeq names its product FAST kinase domain-containing protein 5, mitochondrial (gene fastkd5). Gene Ontology annotation, biological process: regulation of mitochondrial mRNA stability; mitochondrial RNA processing. Gene Ontology annotation, cellular component: ribonucleoprotein granule; mitochondrial matrix. The record is from RefSeq and is a predicted model, not a curated record. Lineage: Eukaryota; Metazoa; Chordata; Actinopteri; Perciformes; Cyclopteridae. Gene Ontology annotation, molecular function: RNA binding. The coding region runs from base 115 to 2553 and encodes 812 amino acids. The transcript has 2 exons.
GUCGUGAUAGUAGCGCGUUUGUUUCCUCUCCUCUUAACUUCAUGUUGUUUUUCACGUUCAGCCUUUUAAUAUGAGUUCCCUGUUGAUGCUGGGGAGUUAAAGUCUGGCAGACUGAUGGCUUCCUGUGUGCUGUGUCGUCGGUUGCCCAGGCUACGCUACCUCCCAGGCUUGAGAAAAGACUUUACCCAGGCUCAGCAUGUGCCUGUCAAACAAGAGGAUGAGAUGGAUGAUCUUGAGGGGAAGAAAGAAGUAUUACAACACCAGGAAGCCUUUCCCCAGGGGGGGUACAGGCUGUAUUACAACCCUUCCUCUUAUCAUGCCUCUGUGUGGAACUCAGCAACCUCCCAGAGCCAAACAGAUAAUGAUGAGGAUGAACAGUGUCUCUCCACUCUCGCACCUUCCUUCUGGCAACAGAGCAAUCACUACAGUGUGAGUUGUUCACGGCAUCUCUCCAGCUCAAAUAACACACUUCUUGACUUAGCUUUCAACAAAGGCCCUGAAUCUGAGAAGCCACCCGUUUCACCAUACUACAGAAAGCCCACACCGCCAGAUGUUAAAGUAGAUACACGUGCCUUCCUCAAAUGUCGGCCAGGGUAUGCCUCCAUGACCCUUGACCUCACCCAGCGGCCUCACCCAAUUGAAUGGGAAGAGGCCCUGCCAGUGCUCCAAAAAGUGACUGUUUUAAAAGGCAGCAUGAAACCAUCUGAUGUGUCUCAGUUUUUUGUGGAGCUCAGCCGCUUGCACCCGGACAAGAUGACAUUGGUGAGGAGUGACCAGCGCUUUAUCAUGCUCCUCCGAUAUUCUGUGGAAAACCUUCGCCUCUUCACUCAACAUCAGCUGCUGGAGGUGCUGCAGUCCUUUGUGUGGCUGGACAUGCCCUCUGCACACACUGUACUCGGGCUGUAUGAGGCCGAGCUAAACCGCCGGGCCAACCAGAUGAGUUUACACCAUUUGCUGUUAGCCGCUGACUUGUGGCGUUGUAUUGGCCGCCAGGUCCCCCAGUUCUUACAGCACCUCUAUGAUUCCGUCCCCCUGCAUCUGGCACAGAUUGGGGUCCCUGAGCUGGUGCAACUGUUGUAUAUAACGGGAGAGGGUAGGCAUUGCUCAAAGGACUUGAUCCAUCCUGUAGAGCAGCUUCUCAUGCGUCACUUACAGCAACUUUACCCUGAGGAAGUUGGUGCUGUAUGCUUGGGGCUAUUUAAAUCCCAGACUUCCAUAUCUGAGGGAGCAGUAACUCGUAUUAUUGAUAAGGCGCACUCUUUUGUGGAGGAGAUGAGCGACUUUGCCAUUGUGAAUGUGCUGAAAUUAUUGCGUUUCAGCUACCUGUAUCACAGGGCGUGGCUGCAGGCCCUGUCACGGGAAGUUCCCCGACGGGCCCAUGGGAUGGGUGUCCAGGGUCUAAUGCAUGUGGCACUGGCCUGUUCAGCGCUGCAUUACCGCGAUGAUAACAUCCUAUUGGCAAUUGCGGAGAGAAUUCCCUCGCUGGUGCCGCACUGCAGGAGCAAAGACUCAUGUAAACUGCUGUGGGCCUUUGGCACAUUAGGGUUUCUCCCAGCCCAGAGCCCCAGCUACUAUCCGAGCCUUAUAGAGGCCCUGAGAAGGAGGAAAGCUGAAUUCCAACGAUACCCAGAGCAUCUGCUUACUGGUCUUCUAGGCCUGGCCUUCGUCUCUCAGUUUCCAGAGGACCUAAUUGCAUUAGCUUUGAGUCCUGCCUUUGUCAACUCGGCACUGAAAUCCGCACAGCUGGAGCUGAAAAAAGACUUUUUCACUUUAGAUGAAACCGUGGCUCUGGAGUUGCCUCAGUGGAGUGGCCCGCGGCUAAGCUGCAAACUGAGAGAGGAGGUGGUAGAAAUGCUGUGGAAGUUUGCUCAGUCAGACGUGUGCCGGAAACCAGACGUUCUGGAGGCAGAAUCUACUCUGCAGGAUCUGCUUGGAGGAGAGAAGUUUGUAUUUAAGAGAAUGAUUCUCCCCCACACUCGCUCCAUCGACCUGGAAGUACAUCUCGACUCCACUGGACAGCCAAUACCUGUGAACCCAGCAUCCCACACAGCCACGCCAUCUCAAGAUGACAGUUCAUCCAAAUAUCUGUCUCAUCAGGGUUGGGAAAGAAUGAAUGUAGGAGUAACUAUAACUGAUGGACUUUUAACACAGCUAACCAAUACAAAAAAAACCACACAACCGUUAACCCCUUCUCCUCCGGUUAAGCCUACAUCUCUCCACAGAGUAGAGCCUGAUGAGGGUGGGAGACAGUUUGACACAGGACUAGACCUGACCAGUGACAUUAUAGAAACUCUUUGCAAAUCGCGUAUCCAAGCCUCAGCCCCUCAGGACUCCAAAGGCACAGUCAAACUCGCCAUCCAAGUUUCCAGCAGGAACCACUAUUGCUACAAUUCACAGCAGUUGUUGGGCCUGCAUGCCAUGAAGAGGAGGCAGCUGAAGUUGGCUGGCUACAGGGUUGUAGAGCUUAGCCACAAGGAGUGGUUCCCCAUGCUGAGGAAAAGCAGGGUUGAGAAGCUGGCACAUCUGCACUGCAAAAUCUACAACAGUCUGUAAUGAU